This is a messenger RNA of Myiozetetes cayanensis, 13574 nucleotides long. RefSeq names its product ETS transcription factor ELK4 (gene ELK4). Gene Ontology annotation, cellular component: nucleus. Gene Ontology annotation, biological process: regulation of transcription by RNA polymerase II; cell differentiation. The transcript is spliced from 5 exons. NCBI's taxonomy places the organism in Eukaryota, Metazoa, Chordata, Aves, Passeriformes, Tyrannidae. The record is from RefSeq and is a predicted model, not a curated record. Bases 4324 to 5736 code for a protein of 470 amino acids. Gene Ontology annotation, molecular function: sequence-specific DNA binding; DNA-binding transcription factor activity, RNA polymerase II-specific.
GGGUUCUUUGGAUCCAGGGCUUGGCUGGUUGGAUCCAGGGAUUCGCUGGAUUCAGGGGUUGACUGAUUGGAGCCAGUGAUUGUUUGGAUCUGGGAAUUGAUUGGGUUUAGGGGCUGGCUGGUUGGAUUCGGUGGCUGUUUGGAUCUGGGAAUUGAUUGGGUUUAGGGACUGGCUGGUUGGAUUCGGUGGCUGUUUGGAUCUGGGAAUUGAUUGGGUUUAGGGGCUGGCUGGUUGGAUUCGGUGGCUCUUUGGAUCCCAGGGUGGGUUGGUUGGCCGGUGGGAUCCAGGGGUUGUUGGGAUCCAGGGAUUGGCUGGCUGGGAUUCAGUGCCCGUUUGGAUCCAGGGGCUGACUGGAUUUAGGGGCUGGCUGGUUGGAUCCAGGGGGUUGUUGUUUUCCAAUUCCUCGCUCCACCACUAUUUUUUUUAUCUCUUUUUUUUUCUCUUGAGUUCUCCUGCACUGCCCUCCCCGAGCUGGGUGGAUUCCUGCCCACAUCAAUGAGGGGGGCGGAGGGCAGAGCAUGCAAAUCCCCGCUGGGAUCCUUUAUUUUGUGUGCACACCUGUGCUACCUCCAGAGCCAACCCCCACCAAUGUGCUGUGCCAGGGGGGCUGGAAACGGGAGCUCUCCCGUGGUGUUUUUUAAGGAGCAGCUCCCGAGAAUCGCAGGGAUUGCUUUGUGGGCGUUUGGGGAGCAGAAUCCAGUCAUGAGCAUUUCUCUCUGCCCAUCCUGUUCCCAACAAACGCGCUCCCCGUGCCUGACACAGCGGCGCGUUCGUGAUUUCGGUCGGGCUGUUUAUUUUUAGGGUCUCAGCGCCUGUUUGGAGGGAAUGGUUGUUCCAUCGCCGUGGCAACGGGGCCGAGUGUAUCAUAAACAUUGUUAAAGGAGAGCUUUUCCAGCUUAAAUGAGGCUUCCCUUUCAUAAUCAAGCUGGGAUGGAGGUGAACCCUUUAACCUGUUUUUUUGGGGUUGCUCCACAGUGUGCAGACCUUGCCCUGAGCUGAGGAUGCUUUUGCUUCGCUCCUGCCCAUCGGAGCCAAUUUAAUCUGCUGGUGGUAAACAUCCCCCUCGGCCCAUCUUCAGGAGGAAGCAACUGUAAUCUGCUUAGGAGCUUCCAGGGAAAUCAGUGUUUUCGUGGCUUAGUCAGGAACAAUCCCAUCAGUGCCACAAAGCAGGCAGGGACUGAUCAAAGGUGCUUUGGGUUUGAAGUUUCCCAUUCUCUCCAUCUGUCCUAAACCUUCCCGUGCUCUCAUAUCCUAAAAAAAAAAAGAGAGCUAGGAAAGGGAGACUGCUCAGCAGAGUGUGGAAAAGGAGGGAAAUGAGGUUUAUCCAUAAAAUUACCAGUGCUGGGAUGUCAGUCAUCCUCAGCCAGGGGUGGAGGGUCAGGGAUUGGAGCAGCUGGAGAAAGUACUUUGAAAUCCCCCCUUUUCACUGUUUUUUCCAUCAAGUUAAACACUUUCAAGUGUCAGUUGUGAUGAUCAAAAUCCUGUUGAGUAACAAUUGUCUCUGUAUGGAGAUUAAAAAACAAGAAGCUGUUUGGCUCAUCCCCUACUAACCUGAGCCUGCAGCCAUAAAUCCAGUGGGAAUCCUGAUGGCACUGCUGUCCUUCAUGGCUUGUUUUCUGAUCCUGGUUUGCUAAUUCAGGAAGCAAGUAGAAAAAUAAGAGAGGAAAAACUAGAAAACACUAAGAAAAACAAAUCCUUACUUCUCAGGAGUUAAAAAGCCGAAACAGUUUGUUCCCGAGUCCCAAAAUAGUUGUUAGCACCUAAAUUUCAUCUGAAGCAACUUAAAAUUUUUUUGAGCCAGGAACCCAAAAAUUUAUUGCAACAUUUGUUUUUAAUUAAAAAAGAAAAAAAAAAAAGAAAGAAAAAAAAGAGGCUUGGAGUAGGAUUAGGCAGUGAAAAGUCUGGAGCAGCUCUUAUCAUAAGGACAUCCUCCAGCAUUUCCUUCCAAGGAACUUCCUGCCUCGAUAACCACGACUUCUCCUUCAGAACAGGCUGAUUUUCCUGACUCCUUUGGAAACAACAGGGGAAAACAAGAAUUUAUUUGUCUAGGGUGUUUUUCCCCCUUAUUCUUACCUGAUUUUACUUAGUUAUUAGAGAUGGUAUAAUUUGAUUAUUACUUGGAAAGCUGCCAGGGUUUGGAAUUUGUUUAAGGGUGGUGUUGCAGGUGUGGAAUUCUGCAUCUCUUCUUUAAUUCCUUGUGAGUGAUAACUUUAUUUUACGCAUAUAACAGUUUUUAACCUGGUAUUUCACCUGUCUGUGUGUUCUGGAAAAGGACUCAAUACCCUUCCAUGCUUCCCACCACGUGUAAUAGCUAGUUUUUGGACAAUAGUUUGUGGUUUGUUUUUUUUUUCCCUCUUUCUAAAAUUAAUUAAAAUUGAUAAAAUCCUAAAAGUACCAGUUCAGGUGAGCCUGAACAGUCUCAGGAGCUUGAAAAAGCUUUUGUGAAAGGUUUAUUAGGAACGGGGUAUUUCCAGUGCUGUGCUAAUGAAAUGGUUGCUUGGUUGUGUUUUGAUAAGCACUUAAUUAGACACUUCAUCAGCCGUGUCCCACCUCCCUGCCCCUCUGCUGGAAUAAAAGGGCUAGGGCAGCCACUUAUUUAUGAAUUUAUUUAAUUGCCUGGACAAAGACAUUGAAAAAAAUCUCAUCAGAUUUUGAGGUUUGGAGCCUGGACUCGGGCCCGCGACCUCCAAAAGUCUCCUCCAAGCAGCGCCGUUGUUUGUUUUCCUGGAACAGCUCUCAAGGCCCUGUGUCCACAGGAACAUUGCACAACGGGGCAGGAGUUAUUGUCUCCAAAUUCCUUCUGCUCACACACCGUGGCCAUCUCAGACUGCCGAGAAACCCCGGGAAUGGCUCUGCAGGGGUGAAGUGUGACCAGUUCAGAGCGCUGUGCUCACAGCCAGCCCGGAUUUCCUGGAAUUUCCUGGAGUUGAAGCCUUGAUUUGCUCGCCUGAAUGUGUCACCUGUGCCACUGUGAGGUCCCCCAGACCUGUUGCUGCCUUCAUUUCAUUGUAUUUUUGAGUUGAGAAGAGGUUUCUGUCUCCCUGUGUCACCUGUUGAGGCGUCCCUGUGUGUGACAGCUGUGACCCAGCCGGUUAAAUCGUGGUGGUGUGUGACAUCCUCCCUCUCCUUUGCUCCAUCCUUGUUCCUGUGUGGGUUUUAUUCAGCCCAUCUGCAGAACUCAUCAGGCUGCAGAUGCUGCUGAGAGGCUGCUGGAACGAAUGGGGGUGAAAGAUUACUCGGUGUCGAGUCAAAGCACAGGAAAUCUGCCAGAAGACCUCGAGCGUGCUGGGGGUUAGGCCAGGCCUGAGCCCCCCCAAAUCCUGCCCCUGCCCCCUCCUCAGGGCCUGGCGAGGGGUGCCUGCCCUCCUGGAGCACAGAGGGAAUUUGGUUACACUGAGUGUAGCUGCUGGGUGAGAUCAGGGUGAGAUUCCCACGUGCCACUUCCUAAACUCCUCCUGCCUGCUGUGCCACCCCUGACUGCACCCCCUCCUUCCCAGGAGGUGCAGGGCCCGGGGCUCUGUGAUCACACGCGGGGCUGGUUGUGGCUGUGGCACAGAUGCUCGAGGAGAAGUCACCGGAAAAGAUCCCUAUCUCGUGUCCUGGCUCUGCUGCGAGCUCUGAGGCUCUGUGAAGGCAAGGCCUCGGAGCUGCAGCAGCCUGGGAGGGAGCUGCAGCAGCAGGGGAAGGCUCAGGUUUGCAGCCAAACUCCAUCAGCUCCUCGGUGAACUUCAAGGGUCAUCCGUAGGCGUCAGAGAAGAUCUCAAGACAAUAAUAGUGCUCUAUUUUAGCAUACUCAUUACAAAGUAUAACUGCCCUCUGCCUCUAGCAACUAUUUUUUCCUCUGCUCAGAUGGUGCAGGAGUGGCAAGGCCGUUGUCACGAGCAGCAGUGCUGCCUCUCUGCCUCGUCCCCUCGUUGGCUUUUCAGCUUAGGCCUUCUCCUCUCUCCACGAAAAUAACCUUCAGCAGGAAGAUGGCUUGCAGUGGUGUGUUUGUAAUUAUUGGUGCAUUCAUCUGGAAGAAAAAGCUGACAGGGAGCUGUGCGAGGAGGUUGGGGCCUUUUCAUGGAAUUUGAAAGAAGCUGAAAUGCUGUUUGCGUCGUCAGUGUGUGGGGUAGGAGUGGGACAGUGGGUUCCUGUGCUCAUCCUGAUUUCUUUAUUUUCUAACUAGUGGGUCUUUAGCAUCUCUGCAGAGUUUUGGGCUUUUUCUUUUUGGUAUAUGUUUGGAUAAAAAGGACAAGAGGAUUUUCUGAGUUGUGUCAGUGCAGGAGGGGUUUGAGAGCAGGAGAGCCAUGAUGUGGAUCCCCCUCUCCAGGGCACCUGAAGAUGUUCUGCAAAACAUCUCAAGCACAAGGAGCUCGAGCCCCUUCUCAUCCCUGUGGUUGCAAGCUCAUUGCUAUGGACAGUGCUAUCACCCUGUGGCAGUUCCUCCUCCAGCUCCUCCAAGAGCCUCAGAACAAGAACAUCAUCUGUUGGACCUCCAACGACGGGGAGUUCAAGCUGCUGCAGGCAGAGGAGGUGGCCAGGCUGUGGGGGAUCCGCAAGAACAAGCCCAGCAUGAACUAUGAUAAACUCAGCCGAGCGCUCAGAUACUACUACGUGAAGAAUAUCAUUAAGAAAGUGAACGGUAAGAAGUUUGUGUACAAGUUUGUCUCGUACCCGGAGAUUUUAAACAUGGACCCGCUUGUCGUGGGCCGGAUAGAAGGGGACCCCGAGCUGACCGGCUUUGGAGAGGUCAACAGCGCUCCAAAGGACGUGGAAAACUGCGGGAAGGAGAAGUCCCAGUCGUGCGCGAAGUCCUCGAGCCGCAACGACUACAUCCACUCGGGCCUGUACUCCUCCUUCACCCUCAACUCCCUCAACAGCUCCAGCGUCAAACUCUUCCGCUCCAUCAAGAUCGAGAACCCGGCGGAGAAGCUGACGGAGAAGAAGCCUCAGGAGCCGACCCCCUCCGUCAUCAAGUUUGUCACCAUGCCCUCCAAAAAGCCCCCCUCGGCCCCCCUGGUCUCCACCACCUCGGCGGUCUCCGCGGCUUCCGCCGCUCCCGCCGCGUCCUCCUCCCUCCCCGUGGGAUCCGAGGAGACCCUGCAGACCUUGGAGACGCUCGUGCUGCCCAAGCUGACCGUCCCCGAGGCUCCAGCACCUUUGCCAAACUUAACCACCAGCUUCACCCCCACCCCGCCCAUGUCCUCGGUGUCUCCCACUCUGCAGGUCCCCUCCACGCCCCCGUCGCCGCCCCUGAGCUCCAACCCCGACCUGGACAUUGACACGGACAUCGAGUCCGUGGCCUCCCAGCAGCUGGAGCAGGCCCAGAGCCUUCAGCACCAAUCCCCAGAGCCCAAAGAGCAGCAGGAUUCAUCCGUGCUGGAGAAGGAAUUUGCCAAUCACCUCUCCAGAUCUAAAAAACCCAAAGGGCUGGAGUUGGCUCCCACUCUCGUCAUUACGGGCAGCGAUCCAAGUCCCCUGGGGAUUCUGAGUCCUUCUCUCCCAACUGCUUCUCUUACUCCGGCACUUUUCUCUCAGACUCCCAUCCUGCUGACUCCCAGCCCGUUGCUCUCCAGCAUCCACUUCUGGAGUACCCUGAGCCCAGUGGCUCCUCUCAGUCCUGCCAGGUUGCAAGGUGCUAAUACCCUCUUUCAGUUUCCAUCAGUGCUGAACAGUCACGGCCCAUUUACUCUGUCUGGACUGGAUGGACCCUCUACCCCUGGCCCGUUUUCCCCUGACCUCCAGAAGACAUAGCACAUGAACUCUUGGGAAAGGACACAUUGGCAAGCAAGGGAAAGAUGGGACACUUCUAUUUAACCACGUUUUUUUAAAAUGAGCAAUUUCUAGUUCCACACAGAGAUUCUCAACAGUCAUCGUUUUUCGCCAUUCCCAUUCCAAAGUAAAAUGCCUUUUUUUUUUUCCUUUUUUUUUUUUUUCUCCACGAAAUUCCCUUUUUUUUCUGAAGAACCCAGGUUGGGAAUGUAUAUGCAAACGCCUUAAUAGGAGCUGCAGCUCCAGUCCUCUUCCCUCCUUGGUUUGGAAGAUUUCACACGGUCAAAAGGGACUUUUGGUUGGUGUUGCAGCAGCUGAGUCUGCACUGACUGCAGUAAACAGUGUCAGGGAAGUCUUUUCUCUGUGACUUUUUGGGGAAAAAAAAACCCUCUGUUCUUCUGCUUCCUGUGCUUGGCAAGAAGAUACCUAAUCAGGAUGGAAGCUGGCAUUCCAGGAAAUGCUGGGGAAAGGGGUGUGUGCACUCCAGCUUUGCCUCGGGGCAACGGGGACUUCUGCAGCAACAAAAGCAGCCUGGUCUGUUCUGCUGUAAAAAACGUCUUGUCUUUUUGCAGGGAGAAAAUUUUCAAGGACUAUUCGAUGCUUCAUGUGCUGAGAUACGGACAAUUUGGGAAUGGUGGUGCAUCCCACCGGCCCAGCAUCCCCCGGGAGGAGUGGUCUGGCUGGAGCCUGGAUGCUCCCCUGCCCUCCCUUCGGUGGGGAGGUGAGGUCUGGAGAGAGGAAAGGAGUUGGUGGGAUGAGUUCCUUUCGAUCCUCAGAAAGUUUGAAUGCUGAAGUCCAAACAUUUCUCGUGCCAGAGACCUGUUCCAGAGCCUGGGAUCUCACUGCUGGAUGAGCAGGAUGGUGGAUUUUCCUCGGAAGUUUUGGGGGACGGGGUGGGGGUGCCUGUGCUGAGGUUGCUGCCUGGUGCUGGAGUUCCACACCCAAACAGUGGUGAGAGCACAGAUGUCCCAGCAUUAACCUUACUGCUCUUUCCCACAGGUUUGGAAAAGUUUCCUGCUUUUCCACAAGUGGAGGAGCUCCUCUUCUACCAGCUCUUAGCUUGAGUUUUGCAUUAGAGCUGUUGGGUUUUUUUUGAGGAAGCACUGACCCAGAAUCAGGCUCAGUGUGUCCAGCCACCUGAGGGGGUUCCACAGUGUGCUGACCUCGUUGUAAAUCUGCUCUUGCAUUGCUUUUCUUGGUGGUGUGGAUGGAUUAAUAAUGCAGGAUUCAUUUCCAGAGCCAUUUGAGACGAAACAAAAUUUGUAGAUAGAUUUUUUUUUUUUUUUUUUUUUUACACCUCAGGAGGCCUUUUAAGAGAACUGAGGAGUGAAAGGAGGGAGAUUUUCCUCUCUCAGACCCUCAGAGUCUGGAUGUCUUGGUCUGUGGGUGCUGGGCCCUCCUUCCACUUGGGGCAUCUGAUGUCAGGCAGCAACUUCUGCUGACGGGGAUGGAAGGGAAUCUUUUCCAUAAAAUACCCAGUAGAAAACAGGUGGGAACAUCCCUCUCCUUCAGCACCCUCCCCUGGCUGCCUGCAGAGUUUUCAGGAGCAGAAGAUGGUCCCUUGGCAGCAAGAGGAGCUGGCAGUGUUUGCUGUACAUACUGCACCCUGUUCCACGGAGGAGUGGUGAACUCAAGCUUUUCCAGAGUUUUCCCUUUGCCACUUUUUUGCAGGCUUUGGAAUUCACUUUCAGAGGGUGUUGACAACGCCUGAGACUUCUCCUUCCUUGGUGGUGUCACCUUCCUGUAUUCUGAAACGUGUAAACCACUUUGUGUGUUCCUGACGUGGCACCUGGGACAGGUGGGUGGAACGGUUGAUUUUUGGUUUCUUUUUCUGGGCAUUGUUCAUCCAGAACACCUGCCCAGUGGGAAUGGGAGAAAAGAGUAUUCCUUCUUCAGGUGGAGAAGCAGGGAGUGAGCUCAUGGAGUGACCUGUCUUCCUGUUGGGUUCUGUCAGAGGCAUAAAUGCUUCAACAUUUAGACAUCAGCAAGAUGCAGGAUGAAGUUCCUGUGCCAGCAGCUCUUAAAAUGUGCAAUAUUGACCUUUUUUUUUUUUUUUUCUUUAUUAUUAUUAAUUUUUAAUGCAGAAGCAAAGCUGCAGAUGAUAAUUGAGAGCAGGCAUCUGGAAUUUUCUGGUUUGCAUGGUGGCUUUUGAGUCUGCUCUAGAAAAAUAUAUAUAGCUAUGUAUAAAUAGCAGCACUUUUUUUAAUGGUUGUUUUAGGUUGGCCAAUUUUACGCCCACCAAGUGUGUGGACUUUUGAGAGCAACAUUGCAGGCUAGGAUUAGAAUUUAAAAGUAAUUAAUAAGCACUAGAAAAAAAAAAAAAACCCUUGCAAUUUAAUUGCUUCCCUUUUCCUUGUCCCCUAUGGAGAAAAGCCAAGUUUUAUUUGUUUAAAAGUCGUGUAUGUGCACACAUGCACUUAAUUCUCUGUGAACUUUUAUCACUUUGAGCAUAGGUAUGCAAGAGAGAACCCAGCCUGGGCUCCUGUUCUUCUCCAGGAAGCUCCAGGAGAGGAGCAGCUCUGCUGCCUUUUUCUCCAUUACGACUUUCAGGUCACUUAAAGGGAAUAUUAUCUUGUAUAUAUGCUGCCUGAUUAAACACACAUUUACUGACAGGUAUGGAACUGCCAGCUUUUUUUUUUUUGCUUUUUUUUUUUUUUUUUGGAUCACAUUCCUGACUUUUUGGGGCUCAGUUAUGUGAUGGGCUGGUUUCUCUGCUAGGUCACUUCAGGAGCACUUUGCAGCUCCUUGCAACUCAUUUUUUGUUUUUUGUAGGGCAGGAGGGGGUUAAUUAAUAGAGGUUCUCUUUUCCUGGCCAUGGUGGCAGUUUGCACUGUGGUGGUGGCUUAAAAAAAAAAAGAUAAUGCAGCAUUACAGAAACCUUUUCUUAGAUGCCAGUGGAUGUUCCUGGAGUAGCCAAGGGAUUGUGGAAUGCUUGGGAAUAUUUGCAUUGGUUCAUUCGUAGCUGGUGGUAGAAUUGGACUGGAUGAGCAUCUGUCUUGCUUCUGGAAAUCUCUUUUCUGUGUUGCUGCUGCUGUUUCUGCAGAGUUGGGAGCCUUGCCCUGCUGGUGCUGUGUGUGCCACAGCUGAGAUCCCGGACUCUCAGGAUGCCACUGGCAACACAAACAGCCCGUGGAAGCAGGAAUGGGUUCAUAUUCCCUCGUGUUCUGUCUCACCUGGGAAGGGAAUCCUGGGGAGGAGGGGGGUGGAGGAACAUUGGGGUUUUUUAACCAGCAGCUCAAGCCCAGAGCCUUGUUUCAGAACCAGAGCUUGUCAGCAGUGGUGGCUGAAUGCAGUUCCUAUGCACUGUCUUUGGCACAUUCAAGCUGUGUUUUGCAGUAGGUCAGCAAGUGAUAAAAUGCCUUGAGUCUGAGAAGUCGCUGCUUUAACUUGGAGCAUCCUCAGACUUCUGGAUCCAUGCAGUCUUUGGUGUAGGGGGUGUGUGAGAACAGAGAGGCUUUGCCUGUUCAGUGGCUUGUUUGGGAUAAUUUCCUCCCUCUGCUGCGUUUUCAGACCUCAGAUUUCUCACAAACAGAUCCUUCUUGUGUUUCCAGCGUUCAUUCUAAGGACAGGGAAGGCUGCUUGGGUGCAACCCCCCCCUUUCCCAGCUUUCCUCAGCCCUGAGCUGCAGCAAGGCCAGGUUCCCUCGUCACUUCAGCUUUCACGUGAGAGCUCUGCAGGCUGAGGUGGGAGGACAGAGCUGUCCUAGAGCACUGAUGGGUUUCUCAGGUGAGAGUUCUGCUCCACUUCCACAGCAUUUUCCCGUGUCAGAACGUGCAGUUCUGACACUCUCUUGCUUCCCAUGAUUUAUUCAUUUAGCUUUUCGUUACCUUUUUGCUCCUGUUUUUGUAGCAGUUUUGUAUGUACUCCCGUUUUAUGAUUUAACCUCUUCCAUUUUUUAAGGCAUAUUUGUUUACAGUACAUCUCAGUGUUGUAUCAAGAGGCUCUCUUGGUAUUGCCAGCUCUGAAAAUCAACUACAGCCGUAGUUACCGAGCGUCGUCGGAGCCCACGGGCGUUUUAAAACUCGCUGUUCGAGUUUUGGGUGUCCACAAGAGUUUUGUUUUGUUUCAUUUCUUAGCUCUCCCGUGUUGAGGAAUAGAAUGUGGAUCUGUGAGAGUAGAAAUAGGGAAAAGAGACCUUCUGGCCUCUGAGGGGGUGGGGAUGGAUGGUUUGGUUUGGUUUAAGACAUCCCGGAGCGUGGUAUUUGUAAGAGCCCCCCCAGGAUCUCACACUUGGCAGGUCAGUCAGAAAUCCACGAGGAUUGCAAUCAUGUUGCUUAGAAGCUGUUCAGGAUGUUUCAUGAGGAUACCUUGCCUAAACAGGGAUUUCUUUUUUUUUUUUUAAUGGUUUGGUUGGAAUUUAAUGGAACAGGAAUUGGCAGGGGCUGUUGGGUCUGGGCAGCAAAUCUGCCAUCCGUGGAUGGUGGGAUAUGGGACAUGCUGGAGCUGCUCUGCUGAGAAUCAGGUGAAGAUUGAAGGAUAAAAUGCAGUGACAGUUCUGUGCAGUUCUCCAGGGGGUUCCUGCUCUGCCUUGGAUCAGCCCCUGUGCACACGGAAUUCCACUUGGAGCGAGUAGAGCUGACCGUGGAGGCAAGAGCUGGUCCUGGCCAGAGAAGAACUCUUGGAAAUGGAACCAGAUCUUUCUCCACAGCCUAAUUUUAGUCAUGAGGGUACAACAGAGGAGCUGCAAAGCCACAGGGAUGGUACAUUCCUGCAAAUCUGUUCGCAGGAGCAGCUCCUUUGGAAAGUCCCUGAUGGACUUGGUGCCAUCUGGAGCAGGAAGGUGAAGCUUUGGGUUUAGUGUGUGCUGGAUCUUGACCUGAGGCACGUUGUUCCUGCCUUUAGACCAAGAACAAACAGAAAUAAGGAGGAUCUGUUCACUGCAGAAGGGUGAUUGGUUUUGGGCUGAGCAGAACCAGGCUCUGCCAGGUAGGAAAGCUGGGCAGGGCCCGUGUUUCUUCUUGGAUGAACGUGUUGAAGUAUUUCCCUUUUGGAAUAGCAAGAUACCUGCUUCAUAAACAUUAUUUCUUGGGGGGAAAAAAACCUCCUCAAACUGACUAGAAUUGCUUUCUGUUUACCCCUCCCAAAAAAAACGUGGUAGAAGAUUUUUGCCUGUGGAGCUAUUCCAGCUGUCUGAUGAGAAGCACACUCUGAGAGCUGAAAACUUGGGGUUUUUUUUUAGGUUUCUCGUGCCUGGAAUAGCCCUGCAUGGAGCACACGAGUGUCAUGCCUGACAGGACGUGUCCAGCAUGGAGUCUGGCUUCCAAAUUUGUAUAAAUACCCCUUGCCACGUUCACUGCACUCUGCAAUUGCCACUUUUACAUGUUUUGCACAGCCUGGUGAGGGGUUUUUUGGGAGGGGCUUUUUCUUUUCUUUUAGUCCUCCAGUCAGUCAUGCCAGAGGUUAUUUUUAAAAGCAGAUCUGACAUUGGUGGAUGCCACAUCUCCUAAAAAAAAAAAAAACCAACAAAAGUGUCUUAAACGUGUCUUUGAAUAGUUUUGUGUUCACGGAACAAAAGGUUGGACUUGUUUACUCCAGACACUUCUCUGUUGAGACCGUGCAUUGCAGAGGGUUUUCAUCUCAAACUGGUUUUGGCAGGGGGUGGAACAGGGUAAUGCUGGACCUUUGGAGAACAGGGACCUUCAUGGAGGCACUGAGUGACCUGUGAGGGGAGGCUGGAGGUGAUUUUGGAGCCCAUUUCAGCCCUGGAGCAGUACAUGCAGCAGUGCUGUACCAAUAACUGGAAGCUGUGGGGUUUUAUUUUAAUUGUUAUUUUAACUUUUUUUUCCCAGUUGGGUUUAUUUUUUCCUGGUUUAUUUUUUGAACACAGGAAGGCUUUUGAGGGUGGCCUCUGCAUGGUUCCUGGUGUGUGCUGUGUGCUGGGGUGGGGGGUUACAAUACCUGGGUUUGCUCGAAGCUCCUUGAGAUGUGUUGUGGUUUGUUCUUUUCUUUUUUUUUUUCCUUCUUUUUUUUUUUUUUUUUGGCUGGCAUGUCUUAAAUCUUCAGGCUUUGGAAACUGCUUUCUAGAGUUGUGUUGACUUUUUGUUCUGCUGUUGUUCAGUUGCACAGAGUUUUCUAUAUAUGAUGUACUAGUUUUGACGUUAAUUCUCUGUGAACAGGGUUAAGAUUAUUUCCUUGUAGUUUAAAAAAAAAAAAAGAAACAAAAGUUGUAUUCCUAAAAAGCUCCCUUUUCAGAUCUUGUUUGUAUCCUGUUGCAGUGUUACCAGAUGGCCUUAUGUACGUCACAGUGUUUUGUGAUAAGUACAGUAGCACAUUUAAUGCUUAUUUCCCCUCUGUUUUUAUAGCUGAGAAGUGUAUUUGUAAUAACAGAGCUGAAUAAACGGGCAAAUUCUCUAGGUAAGGGUGGUGGUUGUCUCCCCUCAUGGCUACUGGGGCAGCUGGAGUUAAUCUGGGACUAAAUCCUUCACCCAGCACGAGACUGCCUUGGGAAUUCCGAGACUUGGCAGGCGUGGAUCGUGUGCCAGGGCCUUGGGAAUCACAGCAGCUCCUCUGGCUCCCCCACAACUGCUCCAGCUUCCCCGGGCUCAGAACCUGCCCUGGGCAGCUUUGGGGCUGGGAGAGUCAGGGGAGGGAAGCUGAAAGUUAAUUUUUAGCAGCUUCAGCGACCUGGGAAGGUGGGCAGGCCAGUUUUGUCCUGUUUAUUUCUGCAGUGCAGUUCUGUUCUGGGAAGUGACUUCCUGAGGCCUUUAGUGGUUGAAUUUUUAGGCUAAUCCUGGGGUUGUUUAGUUGUUUUUUUUGCUGUGGAGUUCUGGGCUCCAGCAGCUCCGACAGCUCUGCUGGGAGCAGCCUGAGCAGAUUUCCCUGUCAGGUGAUUUUCAGCUCUGCAGUGGAUCCAGUUUUACCUUCCUGUGAUUUUUUAACUCAACAAUGAGUGGUAAAAAUGACGUUGGAAGCAGCAGAGAGAACAUUUUCAGUCGCUCUUUCCCGAACAGAAUUGCAUUUGGGUUUUUUUUCUAUAAAUAUAUAAAUAGUACCAAGUCUAGAGACAAAGCAAGUUAUGUUGUAGUGAGUGUCUCAACUUCCUACACUGGAGACUUUUCUAGACAUGAUCUUUUAGAGACAACUGUAACCUCACCCCUCUGUGGUCCUUGUUACAGUUGGGUGGACCUGCCUGGGACAGAAAAGCUUCUCAGUCUGACUUUCUUUUUUUUAAAUAAUACCUUAUAAUAAGAGUAUCUUAAUGCCAUUGUGUUUAAAAAGAAAAAAAUGCUGGUAUGUAAUGCAAGUACAUAAAUAGCCAAAGUUUUCAGUAAUUGUUCAGUGUUACUAAAUUUUGCUUUUAUUUAACCUUCCAAGAUAACAUUUUAGGAAGACCUUCAGCAUGUUGAUACCACAAAAGUCUGAUCAACUCUUGAUUAGAGCAGACGUGGAGUUAUUUGAACACAUUUCAGGUUUGAAUGCAAUUUGGAGGCAAAGUUUUUAAGAUGCAAAACUUCCUUUGCACUGUAAUGACACUUCAAAUGCUGCUUUUACAGUGGCUCAUUGGUAAUUGUUAUUCAAACAUCAUGAAGGUCUUUCCUGAGAAAUCAGGUGACUUUUCUAUUGCUUCAAUUUUUGUGCAAAAAAGUAAAAAUAAAAAAAAAAUAAAAUCAAUGUAUUGCAAUCUUUUUUAAAAAUGGGGUGGGAAUAGUUAAAAGAAAACUAUUUUAUGUAAGAACUGACAGAGGGAUUUGCUUUGUAUAAUGCAAGCUGGCUUUAAAAAAGCAUUGUAGCAAAUUAUUCAAGUCAAUCAUAUGUUAAUAGUUAUGUGCAACCAGACAUGCAAAACAAUUGUAUUUUUUUAAAUAAAUAUUUUUAACAAA